AUACUAGUAUGACUUGAGAACUUAUUUUUUAACAAUAGUUAUGAGAUACAGAGAAGACUCUUAGGUCCACUAAUUUAUUUAGUAAAUUAGACAUAGAUUCAUAUCUUAGAUAUUCAAGAAUUUACUUUGUGAUAAAUUAUCUCACAAGGUAUAUAUUACAUGAGGGAACACAUCCAUGACCGCUUCCUAUCUACCUUCUAUUUUGGUUCCUUUGGUAGGUUUAGUAUUUCCAGCUGUAGCUUUUGCUUCUUUCUUCUUGUACAUUGAACAAGACGAAAUCGUCUAAGGAACUCUAAUUCAGGAACCCUUGUUUACUAAAAAUAAAGUGUAUCUUGGUUAUACUUACUUAGCAUGUUUUGCAAAUACUCUUAGUAUAAUACCACCUGAUAAGACAAAAUAGAAAAGAGCCUAAACAGCUCACAUUCUUUAUUAACUUUAUACUUUGUCUUAUCUUUACACACGGAGCUAACCAUGUCUGGGAAUACGGGAGAGCGCCCCUUUGCAGAUAUUAUUACCAGUAUUCGUUACUGGGUUAUCCAUAGCAUUACAAUCCCUUCGCUAUUUAUAGCGGGUUGGUUGUUCGUUAGCACAGGUCUUGCUUAUGACGUAUUCGGAAGUCCUCGUCCUAACGAAUACUUUACAGAGAGUCGUCAAGAAGUUCCUUUAAUUACUGGACGUUUCAACUCUCUAGAGCAACUAGACGAAUUUACCAGAUCGCUAUAGGAGAUAUUAAAUGACUAUCGAUAGAACUUAUCCCAUCUUUACGGUUAGAUGGCUGGCUGUUCAUGGGCUAGCUGUGCCUACAGUUUUUUUCUUGGGCUCUAUCUCAGCAAUGCAGUUCAUUCAAAGGUAAGCUCUUUAUAAAGCGCACAAUUAUGACACAACCAAACCCGAACAAGCAAAACGUCGAGUUAAACCGUACUAGUUUAUUUUGGGGACUGCUACUAAUUUUUGUACUUGCAGUACUCUUUUCUAGCUACUUCUUUAACUAGUAAUAAUAGUUGGUUAUUGCCUCAUUUGGAAAAUUCGUAUUUAGUUACUUUGUUGCUUGUGGCUGUAAUGAUCUUUAGCCAAGACCUCCAAUGCAGAUGUGAAGGGAGUAGAACAGAUGUCUAACGUUGGAACUACAGGAAGAAUUCCGUUGUGGUUUAUAGGGACAGUAGCAGGCAUUGCUGUCACCACUCUAGUGGGCCUUUUCUUUUACGGCUCUUAUGUUGGUUUAGGUUCUUCCCUAUAAUUAAGAGUAGAAUCCUAACCAGGGAAUUGAGUAACGAGCUUAAAUGAAAUGUAUUGAUCUUGUGUCUACUCAAUAAAAGGGACUUCUUCAA
Closterium sp. NIES-67 is the source of this 1328-nucleotide messenger RNA. The record is from the annotation of a GenBank genome assembly. Lineage: Eukaryota; Viridiplantae; Streptophyta; Zygnematophyceae; Desmidiales; Closteriaceae.